Molecule: messenger RNA, 8510 nt
Organism: Fundulus heteroclitus (mummichog)
Lineage: Eukaryota; Metazoa; Chordata; Actinopteri; Cyprinodontiformes; Fundulidae
Product: interferon-induced very large GTPase 1-like
Exons: 27
Coding region: 91-7197 (2368 amino acids)
Molecular function (GO): GTP binding
Source: RefSeq, a predicted model, not a curated record
CAGUAAUCUUAUCUAAAAAGGACCGUUGGCCACAUUUGUACAGACCAGAGCUGAGAAAACACAAAGUGCAGGAGAUGAAAAUCAGAUAGAAUGGAGGUUAAUGACAACACAUCCGCCGAAGGGGAGAGUCAAUCUACAAGGAAAAAUGACACUUACAUGACAAAUGAUGAAGCCAUAGAACAGAAAAGGAAAGCUAACAAUAAGAGCGAUGCAGCGGUGGCUCUUCUUGACAUUCAACAAUCAAGCAGUUGUGAUAAAAGCACAGAUGGGACGAUAACUCUUACAGCUACACCAGCUGCAAGCAAGGACAAAGUGUUGCGUGACCUCACACUUGUGUUAAUUGGGGAAGCAGAUUCAAUAGAUGUUGGGCCAAACAAUCUUUUCUUCAACCAUGACAAAGAAACACAGUUGGAAGAGUUUUCAUCUAACCUGUAUGAUCUGUGUGGGCGGCACAUCUCUGUCAUUAACAUGCUUGGUCUUCAAAAUAAUGUCGACAUCCCAUUAUAUCAGUCUGUUCAUGCCUUCGUCCUGCUGAUAAGAAAUGGCCAGCAUAUAAGCCAGUACACUACAGGAAUGCUGUGGUUAAAGAAGACAUUUGGGAAAGAGAUCAUACAGAAUGUAAUGACAGUUGUUACCUAUAAUGCUGGUGAGAAAUGUGAAAGUGCAUUUCAGGACCUGAAAAGUCUGAACAACUUUUCUGAAAAAAGAUACCACACAUGUAUAAGAAGUAUGACGGAUGCCAGAGAGAUAAUGAGUCUUUUGGAGAAAAUCGAUGACAAUCUCUCUAAAAAAGAUCCAGAAUACUACUGUAGACAACGCCCUAGACAAAAUGGAGACCAGAAGAAGGAACCUGAUGAUGUGCCACAUAAGGAAAAAAUGCAGAAAGAAGACAAAAUAGAACAUGAAGUUAAGUGUGAUCAACUGAAGGACCAAGCUGUUGCUGAACAAUCUGAACAGUCAGAUGACACCAGACAAGGACAGUCUGCAAAAAGUACUGUUCCAUGUGAACCAAAGGAGGAAGGAGAAAAAAUAGAGGUUGAACCUGAACUUAAGUUUGAUCAACUGAAGGACCAAGCUGUUGCUGAACAAUCUGAAAAGUCAGAUGACACCAGAGAAGGACAGUCUGAAAUAAGUACUGUUCCAUGUGAACCAAUGGAGGAAGGAGAAAAAAUAGAGGUUGAACCUGAACCUAAGUUUGAUCAACUGAAGGACCAAGCUGUUGCUGAACAAUCUGAAAAGUCAGAUGACACCAGAGAAGGACAGUCUGAAAUAAGUACUGUUCCAUGUGAACCAAAGGAGGAAGGAGAAAAAAUAGAGGUUGAACCUGAACUUAAGUUUGAUCAACUGAAGGACCAAGCUGUUGCUGAACAAUCUGAAAAGUCAGAUGACACCAGAGAAGGACAGUCUGAAAUAAGUACUGUUCCAUGUGAACCAAUGGAGGAAGGAGAAAAAAUAGAGGUUGAACCUGAACCUAAGUUUGAUCAACUGAAGGACCAAGCUGUUGCUGAACAAUCUGAAAAGUCAGAUGACACCAGAGAAGGACAGUCUGAAAUAAGUACUGUUCCAUGUGAACCAAAGGAGGAAGGAGAAAAAAUAGAGGUUGAACCUGAACCUAAGUUUGAUCAACUGAAGGACCAAGCUGUUGCUGAACAAUCUGAAAAGUCAGAUGACACCAGAGAAGGACAGUCUGAAAUAAGUACUGUUCCAUGUGAACCAAAGGAGGAAGGAGAAAAAAUAGAGGUUGAACCUGAACCUAAGUUUGAUCAACUGAAGGACCAAGCUGUUGCUGAACAAUCUGAAAAGUCAGAUGACACCAGAGAAGGACAGUCUGAAAUAAGUACUGUUCCAUGUGAACCAAAGGAGGAAGGAGAAAAAAUAGAGGUUGAACCUGAACCUAAGUUUGAUCAACUGAAGGACCAAGCUGUUGCUGAACAAUCUGAAAAGUCAGAUGACACCAGAGAAGGACAGUCUGAAAUAAGUACUGUUCCAUGUGAACCAAAGGAGGAAGGAGAAAAAAUAAAGGUUGAACCUGAACCUAAGUUUGAUCAACUGAAGGACCAAGCUGUUGCUGAACAAUCUGAAAAGUCAGAUGACACCAGAGAAGGACAGUCUGAAAUAAGUACUGUUCCAUGUGAACCAAAGGAGGAAGGAGAAAAAAUAGAGGUUGAACCUGAACUUAAGUUUGAUCAACUGAAGGACCAAGCUGUUGCUGAACAAUCUGAAAAGUCAGAUGACACCAGAGAAGGACAGUCUGAAAUAAGUACUGUUCCAUGUGAACCAAAGGAGGAAGGUGCACCACAAGUGGUUUCAAAUAAUCCUCAAAACAAGUCUUUUUGCAAUCCUUCUGAGGAAAACAGAAAGAAAUGUCAAAAAGAAACUGAAAAACUUCUCAGAAGAAUUCACCUCCAAGACCAACAUCAACAUCAACAGAUGCUUUCAUCAGAGAACUUUGUUAAAAUAGGUCAACCUAUGAAACAGACAAAUGAGAUAUUUGAGAAAGAUCUAGUGUGUGCUUUUCUUCACAGAUUAAUGGUGUUAGAUUACAGAGCAAGAUACAUCCCUGUACAGGCAGAAAACUCAGAUUUAAAUAAUUCACAGGCUUUUCCAGUAUCUGAAACUGCUGUUACAGAUGAUGAUGACUUAGACACUCUUUUUAUAUCUACAUCCGAUUUAGAUCAGUCAAAAGAGAAUCGUAUACACCCAAUGGACAUUCAAAUGGCAGUAUUUCACUGCUCGGACAGCUUACUUAAACAGAAAAUUAUCACAAAGCUGUCACAGUGCCAGUAUGCCUUACCUUUGCUUGUUCCUGAUCCUGCCUCAACAAAUAUUGAGUGUCCUCUGUGGACAUUCAGACAAAUAACAAAAACGUGGAAAAUAAGCACAAUUAAGGCAAAUUCAACCACUGUCACAAUGAAGAGCAUGCCAAUCUACAAAGCCGAGACUCCCAUGGUUUCAUUUUUCCGAUUGGGCUCCAUGUCUUUGUCCAAAUCUCAGCUGAUGAAUGCUAUGAUCAAUGACCGCCACAACACAUUCUUCCACAGAAACAGUCCAGGCAGCACCAAAUCUCGUCAUCUGAUGGAUGGUGUGGCAGAGAUUGCAUGGUACUGCCCUGCUGGAAAACCCAAUGAUUUCUUUAAUGACUGCAUUGCCUUCUGUAAUCUUCAUGGGGAUUCUCUAGCAAUCGUAAAGCAGCGUGAAAUACUGACUGAAAUGUCUUCAGUCAUUGUCGUUCUUGUACCAACUUUGGGAAAAUGCCAGGGAAGUAGUGGAGUCAUUUCAAUGCUUUACAAAUCUUCAAAGCCACUGAUUAUUCUCAGUGCUGACAAUGAGUGUGGCGCAGUUCAAAUGAAACCACAAAAAUACAAACUGGGUCUGAAAGAAAGAAGCCAGUCAGAUGUUUCUGAAGAACUGAAAAAGAUUAUAAGAAGCAUUUUGUCAGGACCCCACACUUCUUUCCAGCUUGAAACUAUGGCCAAAGUCUCUGGAGUCAAAGUGGAUGAAGAUGCGAAGGACUGCCUGAAUGGAAAAUCGUUAGCCAUGGAACUAGUCAAAAUGAUUGAAAGGAUGGAUAUUGCCAAAAUAAAAGAUACAUUCCUUCCCUGCCAAGGCCAACUUUGGCAUGAAUGGUGCAAAAUAAACAAAGAAUUACAUCAUCUAAAGGGACACAUUGAGAAAGAAAAGGGCCAGAAGAAUAAUAAGCUGAUGGAACUAAGAAAGAAACAGUGUGACGUGUCCAAUAGUCAACUGAUGAGGUUGUUCAUUAAGAGCCUCAAGGGUUUGCAACCAGAUGACAGAGAAUACUUCUUAAAAUGGACUCAGAUCCUGAUAGAUGCCCUCUCAACGGAUGAUCUGUCUUCAAUUCUCCAAAACUAUGAUGAAACAUGGUCAGAGGUCUUGGUUCUAAAGAGGAAACAUGACAAAUCUGUUCAAUUAAAAGACAAGCAAACUAAACUUGAACAGUUAUCAAAAAAGCUCCAAUCAGCAACCUUUGGUCUGGAGCACAUGUUCAGAGAAAUGGGACAGAUCUACGAAGCCCAUAAAUCUCUCAAGAAACAAUCACUGGGCCAUCAGACUGAAUGGUCUAAAUACCCUGAGCUAGCUGCAGACCUGAUGAUAAAGGGACACCCGAUGGAGUUGAUGGAUGGUGAUGCAGGUCACGUACCUUUAAUAUGGAUCUCUAGUCUUUUACAGGAAGUCAUCAAGAAACUGGGUGACAAGAGAGUCUUUGUGCUUUCAGUUUUGGGCGUACAAAGCAGCGGAAAGUCAACAAUGCUGAAUGCCAUGUUUGGAUUGCAGUUUGCAGUAAGUGCUGGGAGGUGCACCAAGGGUGCCUAUAUGCAACUGGUUGAGCUGUCAGAGGAAAUAAAAAAAGACUACAAGUUUGACUAUAUUCUAGUUGUGGACACAGAAGGGCUACGUGCUCUAGAGUUAGCAGGUAAUGCCAGCCUCCAUCGUGACAAUGAACUUGCAACAUUUGUUGUUGGAUUGGGAAACAUGACAUUGAUCAACAUCUUUGGUGAGAAUCCAGCAGAGAUGCAAGAUGUACUGCAGAUCGUUGUGCAGGCUUUUAUGAGAAUGAAGAAAGUCAAACUUUCACCAAGCUGUGUGUUUGUUCAUCAAAAUGUCACAGAUAUUGGAGCAGCAGAGAAAAACAUGGAUGGAAAAAGACGACUGCAGGAAAAACUGGACAAGAUGGCUCAACUUGCUGCCAAAGAGGAAGUGUGUGAUGUUGAGUGCUUCAGUGAUGUCAUUGCAUUUGAUGUGCAAAAAGACGUGAAAUACUUUGCUCAGCUAUGGGAGGGAAGUCCGCCAAUGGCUCCACCAAAUCCAGGGUAUAGUGAGAGUGUCCAGGAACUGAAGACCAUCAUCCUGUCUAAGGCCUCACGGUCUAAAGGAAUCACUUUGUCACAUUUUAAUACCAAAGUUCAGGACCUGUGGAACGCCUUGAUGAAUGAACAUUUUGUUUUUAGCUUCAAAAAUACCCAAGAAAUUGCGGUUUUCAGAAAACUGGAGGUCCAAUAUGGGAAUUGGACUUGGGCCCUGAGGAGUGAAAUGCUGAUCAUUGAAAACCAACUUUAUCCCAAAAUUGAAAAAGGCCAACUGGACAAAGUUGAGCUCAGUUACCUUUUCAAAGAAAUGAGCAAAAGGUACAAAGAAAUAACACAAGCUAUUGUGGCCUACUUUGAAGAUGAUAAAGACAAAGAAAUGUUGGUUCAGUGGCGGGGCCGAUUUGAAAGUAAAAUCAAAGAGUUUCAUGAGGAACUCGUGAGAGGUGUGAAAAGAAAACUGGAUGAAGUUAUCCAUCAAAAAAAUGCUCGAAAAAAGCUUGACAACAAGAAGACAGAAUUUGAAAACAAGCUGUUCCAGAAAAGCAAAGAGCUUGCUCACGAGUUAAAAUGUAUCGCGGGAGAUGAAGAGGAUCUAAAAGCGCAGUUCAACACUGUGUGGGGCACCUGGGUUAAGGAAUUAACCUCAGAUACAAAACCCAUUGAAGACAUAAACUUGGAGGAAGAUCAGUUAAUGGUCCUUCGAGAUCUUGGUGUUGAAUAUGGACUUAUUGACGAGUCAAUAAACAGCAAGAAAUACAAAUGUCUAUCAGAAACUGGGAACUACUUUGGUUAUAUUACCCAAAGGAAGUAUAAAAAACUUUGUGAUGAAACCCAACAACCUCAGGAAAAAAAGAAAGAAGCAGACAGAGACAAAGGCAAACAAACCAAAUCCUUUAUGGCCUAUUUAAAAGAAUGGCUAGGAAUGGCACCAACAACACAGCAACAUGUAGAAGAACAUAAAUCAAAGAACCCUUUUGAGUACAAAGAACAGAAAAGGAUCAGAUCAUUUAUCAAAAAUGUUGAAAAAGAAUGUCUGGAGUCCAUGAAGAGUAAACCUAUCGCAACAAGAGGUUACAGCGCAACCUACUUGCAGGAACUUGCCAAAACUAUUAAACAAAGAGUGAGCGAGUUUGAGUCAGGGAGGAAAUUUACAUUCAAGAAGGAGUUUACAGUUGAUCUUUCACUGUAUGUUUUUAACAUGGCAGAAAGCUGGCUCUUACAUUCACAUAAGCUAUAUAAAAAUAACAAUUAUGUGCUCACUUAUCUGGAUAGCAAGAAAAGUGAAUAUUACAACAUUUUCAGAAGCCUCUGCAAAGGAAGCUCCUCCGCUGUUGUGUUAGGAGAAAUGAUUUGUAAAAAUCUCAAAGUCUCUGCUGUUGAGGCUGUGAGUAACAAGACAGCUGUUGAUAUUGCUGGAGAGAUGAGGUGCAGUCUUCCAGCUUUCAGUGAGAACAGACUGAACUUAGAGAAACAUGUGCUAGCAUCUCUGGCAGAGAAAGAAAACUUUAACAGCUUUAUCACCUACAUCCGAAAUCCAAGAAAGCAAAUAGAGGCUUUUAUCGAAGAAGAAGUGAAGAAAUACAUGUUCACUGCACAAAAAGGUAACGCCCAGGCUAUUCUCAAGAAAAAUACAGAAGACAUCACCAGGCUCAUCAGCCAGGCUUUGUUUGACGCAACAGAGAAACUUAACAAGAAGAAAGGAGACGUAGAAACAUGGGUGGAGGAAUUUUCCAGUAAAUUAGAACCAAACCUGACACUUGAAACCAUUAGUUGUCAAAACUUCACAGACAUAAACAAUUUUGACUUUCUUAAAGAAGAAAUAGAGAAAGGCCUCAAACUCAUUAUAAAGGAGAUGAGCAGUCUCUCCCUGACUGAGGUGAAUGAUUGCAGACAGAAGCCUGAACAAAUCCUCAUUGAUCAGUUGUGCAACUGCUGCUGGGAAAGAUGUCCAUUCUGCGCUGCCGUUUGCACCAACACUCUGAAGGACCACAGUCCCGGGAAGCACAGUGUUCCUUUUCAUCGACCCUCUGGAAUUGAAGGUUGGCAUGUAAGAGGAAAAGUUGACCUUGUUAUUGAUUUCUGCACCACAUUAGUUGCAAGUGAUAGAAGCUUUUACCCUGAUUCUGACUCAGAGGUGACAGUUCCUUUUAAACAGUAUCCAACUGCUGGAGAAAAAUAUGCUUCAUGGAGCAUUACAGCUGAUGCCUCUAUGCUGGCCUACUGGAAAUGGUUUGUCUGCCACUUUCAAACAGAUCUGGAAAACUACUAUAAGUUGAAAUUCCAGGGUAAUGGGGAAAUUCCCCAGGAAUGGAAACAAUUCAGCAAAAAAGACGCCAUUGAAAGUCUAAAUGAAAUGUGUAGUUUGUGAGAAAUCGGCAGCUACUCUUCAAGUCAAUUUUGAACGAUGUAUUCAUUGUGAUGUUUUCUAACAAACUUGUGUUUGUUAGAAAACAGUUUGGUCUAAGUGUGUGGAAGUAUUUGUAAAUCACUUAAUGGUGUUUUCAUAAAUUAGCAUUUCAAAUGUGUUCUCAGUGAAGAUAGUACGCACAUAGAACGCAAAAUUAAAAUGUUUUCUUCUCUUAUUAAACUUGAUCCUAAUAAAUGUUAAAUGAAAUAUAAUAAAAAUUAGUUUAUACAAGGAAUCUAUACAAUUAGCUUUAAUAAGCAGUGACAAUGAUAUUGGUAUGAUGAAAGUUUUUUUAAAAAGGAGCUGCUGUAUGUGAAUUGUUGCUCUUUGUUGGACUCUGUGAUAAAACGUAUUCAUUGGUCAGCAAGGAAAAUGUGUCCCUAUAAUAAUUUGACUAAAGUUUUAUAUGAUAUCUUUAGUGAUUUCAUAGGUCUAGUCAGAAGAAAUCUUUGUUUUUUUGCAGAUGUCUGACCUUAUUUUGAUUUGUCUCCCAUUGUCAUGUUCAUCUGAAGAAAUAUUUAAUAUAACAAAAUGUAGGCUGUUGCAUAUAAAUGAUGCAUGUUAAAUUCACUGGAUUUAUGACUUCUACCACUUGCUCUAACAAAUAUCAAUAUUGAUUAACCAAGCCGGCCAUGCCUGGUACGCUAGAUGACCUGUCCAUAACACCAUCUGUAAGAAGGUCCAGCAGAGACUGUACUUCAACUCAAGAAGUACAACCUUCCUCAGGAGCUCCUGAUCAUAUUCUACACUGCCAUCAUUUAGUCUGUUUUGUGCUCAUCCAGCUCUGGGUGGUUCAGCUAAUCCACGCAUUUUGACAAGUCCUAAGUGCAAUGAAUAGUUAGAUCUGUAGAGACAGUCAUCAGGACUGACCUUCCAUACAUUCACGGCCUGUACAGGUCCAGGACCAGUAAACAUAGCUGUCGACCCAACACAUCCUGGUCACAGGUUAUUCUGACUUUUAUCAUCAGGUUGGUACUGAUGGCUAAAACAAGCCGACAGAGGCAGUUUAGAUGCCAAGGCUGCAUCUUUAAUGAACACGGCCAGGGUAGGCAGCUGCUCUGCUGAGAGAAAAAAAACUUAUAUACACAUACUUACAGAUAUGUAUAUGAAAAAUACUUUCCUGUCUUUAUUGCCCUUGUUCUCAUCUUUUCUCUGUAUAAUUGUUUUAUUUUGUUGUAGUUGCUGUUAUGCUUGCUGUAACUUGUCUGCCUAUAUUUUCACGAUGCGAGAAAUGGAACCAGUAGUCAAAUUCCUUGUUUGUCCCCUAAAACUGG